Molecule: messenger RNA, 1413 nt
Organism: Prorocentrum cordatum
Lineage: Eukaryota; Dinophyceae; Prorocentrales; Prorocentraceae
Source: the annotation of a GenBank genome assembly
AUGACGCCAACGCCGAUGGAGAAUCAGUACAUCAACAGGUUGAUCGUCUUUGCGAGGCAGUUUGAAUCAACCAUCUUCGUCCGGGUGUACUCGAACUCGCAGUUCCAGAUCACCAACGGCUCCAGGCCAUUGACCAUGCUCACCCCUGACCCGAACGCUCGCUUCACUCAGGCCGACUGCAUUCACAACCACCAUAUCUUGAACGAGAUCGGCAGCUUCAAGAUGCAGAGCUCGUUCGCGUUCCGGGCCGAAGAGGUAAGCUCCCUGCGGGUGGUCAACGACAACGUGUCCGUCGUGAUCAUGGACUCGGAGGGGGGCCCCGAGGGAGUCAUGGUUCGGCACAACAGAUGGUUCCUGAACGCAGUGGUCGUGGCCUGCAAGAAGGAUGGCACGGACUAUAUCAUAGGUAUCCGAUCACCCGAUGUUCCCCACAUCUUCCAUCUGAACGGUAAGGUGUUGCCCCUGGCGCCCUGCGGCCAUGAUCAUCUGUUCACUGACGAAGACUGCAUCUACAACCGUGAGUCUUUCGCAGCUGGCCAGGAUGGACAGAGCUUGCUGGUAUACUCCGUUCCGUUGGACAGUGCCGAUUCUCUCGUCCUCGAGGUUGAUUGGCUUGCACUCGUGAUAAAAAGUUGCAUCAGUGACAAGAUCGCAGGUGACGCGCAAACCAUCAGCCCAAACUUGAAGGCAUGGUCAAACAUCCUUCCAGGCAAUCCUCCGAAGCACAUGUUCCGCACCUUUCCAUGUUUCAGCGACGAGGAGGUGUUAGAAAUCAAUGCCAAGUGUCGAUCGCUUGCACACUUGAGAACGCACCGUAAGUUUGUGCUGGGUCACGUAGGGUACAUGGGCGAUUACACGAAUGAUUCUUUCGGGGAUCCGAUGUCAGUUGUGAAGAAGAACCGGAUGUUGAAAGAGCAUUUCCAGCCAUACAUCGACACCAUGAUGGAUCACUUAAGUUCAGAAUUGGGGGAGCCAGUGUUUACGUUGCCUUACGUGUUCUUACCAGGUUUGCACUACCAGGACGGGAACUCUCCAGAUUUUCAGCACGGACGGGAUACCUUCUUCGGAGAGUUUCAUUGCGACGGGCAACACACUCGCUUACAGCAGCAGUUGGGCGACAUCGAGAGACUGCACGGCAUCAAACACAACAUCGAUUACGAGAGAAGGUACACGGCCACAUGCUGCAUUACAGAGGGCGGUAUGUACAUGUAUCCGACUCAGGAGCUGUCCACGUGUUGCCGGGACGACCUGCAUUACAGUGUGACCUAUAGGAGGGGAUGGAUCAACCUACAUAGCGGGAGAUGGGUGCAUCAGAUCAGCACUCAUCAAUCUUCGUUGGACAGAAUAUGUUGGCAGGCUCACCUCGUUUGGUGUGAUGAUGCGGAAAGACGGGGAUGGCUUAUCUAUUGGUGA